UUGGGCAGAACCUGGGGACAUGGCUGACUUGGGAGCAGAUGAGGCCUCUUCCAGGUCAGAGAGUCCUGAGCAGGAUGGCCAAGGCUCUGAGGACAGAUCAUUGCUCCAGCAGAGGCUGGCCAUCAGAGAGCUCAUCGACACAGAAGUCUCCUACUUACACACGCUCCGACUCUGUGCCUCUGACAUCAGAAGCAACCUACAGCAGUUGCCACCUGGAGAUCUGGACAUACUGUUCUCAAACAUCGAUGACAUCAUCCAAGUGAGCAGCAGAUUCCUUCAGGGGCUGCAGGAGACAGCCUGCCAGGAAGGGGAGCAAGCACACCUGAUUGGUAACUUAUUCCUGGAAUUCCAAGAGGAGUUUGAACAAGUCUAUAAAGUCUACUGUGUCAACUAUGACCAGGCCCUGCUGCUGGUCAAGGCAUACCAGAAGGAGCCAGAACUGCAGAAGGAAAUCCAGGGCAUCAUCGCAGCUGCAGUGCCACAAGCUGGACCUUCGGGUCUCAGUUUCUUACUUGUAAUCCCUCUGCAGAGGAUUACCAAGUACCCCCUCCUGCUGCAGAAAAUCCUGGAGAACACACCUGGGGAUGCCAGUGCCCACCCUGUCCUUCAGAGAGCCACCUCUGCCUUCCAGGAUGUGAACAGCAAUAUCAACGAACAGAAGAUGCGUAAGGAAGUGGCCUUAAAGUAUACCAAAGUGGAGCAGCUGAGCCUUCGGGAGCGGCUGGCCCGCAUCAACACACAUACUCUUUCCAAGAAGACCACCAGACUGAGCCAGCUGCUGAAGCAGGAGGCGGGGCUAGUAGCCAGGACAGAAGACAAGGAAUUUGAUGACUUGGAGGAAAGAUUCCAGUGGGUGUCUUUGUGUGUGUUGGACCUGAAAAGCAAUGUGGCAGCUUACAUGGAUAAUCUGGAGGCUUUCCUCUGCUUCCGGCCACAUGAACAGAGUCUGGAUAUCCCCGGGGGACCUGCAGAACAGUACUGCAGCCUAGCGAGGGACCUUCAGCUCCAGGCCUUCCUGCAGUUUAAGCAGCGGUUGAAAGGCCUGGUGUGGCAACCAUUGUGCAGUCUGGCCGGAGCCCUGCUUGGCCCUCAGAACUUGAUCAAGAAGCGUCUGGACAAACUCCUGGACUUCGAGCGAGUAGAAGAGAAACUCUUGGAUGUGGGCAGUGUGACCUACGAGGAGGAGGCGGCCCGGCACACGUACCAGGCCCUUAACUCCUUGCUGGUGGCUGAGCUUCCACAGUUUAACCAACUAGUCAUGGACUGGCUGGGCCAGAUCCUUUGCACGUUUGUGGUCCUCCAGAGAGACCUCGCCGAUCAAGUGCUACGAAGGGCAGAGAGCAGCAUGGCUCUGCUGCCUCAUUACCACAUCUCAGAGCCGGACUUCCAGAAGCUUCUGGAGCACACACUAGGCCAGAGCAGUAGCCAGCUCCGCCUCUUUCAGGAGAGCUUUGAGAAGGUGCUUCCACCGUCCACCACUCAGCCACUCCUUCCAGGGUCUGAACACCAGAUGCAGGCUCUCCUUACCAGAUAUGGCCCUGGGAAGCUAUACCAGGUGACAAGCAACAUCAAAGGGACUGGGACUCUGGACCUGACACUGCUGCAGGGCCAAAUUGUGGCCCUUCUACAAAACAAGGAUACCAAAGGCAACAACAGCCGCUGGCUGGUAGACACAGGGAGACACCGGGGGUAUGUGCCAGCUGGAAAACUUCAGUUAUACCACCCCAUCAUUCCCAGCGAGAAGGAGCUCAGAGGCCAGACAGAGAUGCAUGAAGACUAUUGGCUUCCAACCCCAGAGCCCACCCAACCCUCUGUCCCCACUGUCCCAACCAUGAGCCAGGUGGUAGCAGUGUACCCUUUUGUGGCCAGGAGCACCCACGAGCUGAGUCUACAGGCAGGCCAGCCUGUGACCAUCCUAGAAGCCCAAGACAAGAAGGGGAACCCAGAAUGGAGCCUGGUGGAAGCAAAUGGACAGAGGGGAUAUGUGCCUUCCAACUUUCUGGCCAGGACCUCGAGCCCAACUCCCUGGGGCUGGAAUCUUCCCUCUUAGCAUGCCCUCUUUGGAACCCCCAUUCCUAAAGGCAGAGGCUUAAAGAGUGUGUGACCUAGAGGGCCUGGCGUAAAGCACAGUGGGAAUGGGAGAGGUGUGAAGGGCCCCCAGAAGGCAGCAGGAAGUUGUGACUAGGCCUUCCAGAAUGCCUGGCGUGGGAGGCCACAGUGGGUGGUUCAGUAGUGCCACUCUGGUCUGCAUAAAGAAGCCAUGUCAAGGCCACAGCCGAUUAUCUAGGGCUUGCCACAGCUCGAAGCUCAUCCUACCUCUUGUCCCUUUUCAUGUCUAGGAUGAAUGUUGCCUGUGUUAGUUGCAGGUGGGGCAUCUCUGAAGAAGACCAGACCUGCCCGUCUUAGUAGUACACUUCCCACAGCGUUGCCAAGAAACACCAUGGCUCACCAGUCUUCUUUUCUUUCUUACUGCCUUGAGUUGAGUUACUGUGAACAGUGAACUACUGGGGAGUCCUGCUCAAGGGGAAGCCAUGGGCCUAGGUUCUGAGGAGAUUCUCUUCUGGGUCUGGGAAUGGGUGUGGUCUCUGCAUAAAUCUAGACUGUAUGUACAAACUCAGAGGUGGUUCCAGGGAAGAGGGGAAUUUGAAGGUGGAUUAUCGGGUGUGUGAGGCUGAUUGCAAUGGUAUACAUCUGGUGUUUUCUUCAGACUAGGUGACAAAGGAACUUGGCAGUCAGUGCUAGUGGAGCUCUGUGAGACCAGUGACUACUGGCCUGGUGAGCUGGGUAAGUGAGAGAUAGUGUGAUUUCCUGGUUCUGGGUAGAAGAACCAGGGGAACACAGGUGGCCUAGGUUUACUUCUGAGGCCAUGGAGGCUGCAGGGAGCUGAGGAUUUAACAGACACAUUUUGAGACAUGUCCUGUUAGGGGAUUUUGUUUUGUGUAAAUAUCAUGGAGUGUGCAAACUAACAAGGUUAUGACAUCACUAGGCAAUAUAAUCUCAUGGGACUAUGAUAUACACACAGCCAUUGUCUGUAGCUGGCUGUUGCAUGACACAUGACAUUGAAUACAAUCUAGGUAGCCAAAGUCCCAAUGCCUAGUGCUUGGUGAGCAAGUUAUUUCUCAAAUCUGGAAACAGAAACCCCUCAAAGCAGACCCUGUUCCAGGAUGACAGGCUCACGGGAGGCAGUGUUGGGUGUAUUCACUAUUGGGCAAUGUUCCUUGGCCGUUGCUUUAGGUCAAGAGUCAUUGGAAGAUGCCAAGACAGUGAAAAGGGUGAUCCAUUCUGACCUCUAUUCUGACACAUUUGGAAUUGACCCUCUUGAGGGAGAGAGCGUAUAACAGGUGGCUAUUUCAGUGUGUUCAAGACUACAUCUGUUUUUCCAACUCAAGUGCCUGUUUGUUAACUUUGGCUUCUGAAGGGCUCUUGAGAAAGACAUCCUUGUCUAUGUCAGACAGUCUGUAAUGAGCCUCCUCUGGGUUUGUUAAAGCACCAACACUGUAUGACGCAAGAGCAAGACUCCCUAGCUCCUUACCCAACCUCAGGUCCUCUGGCAAGAUGUUCACAGCUCACUUUCCUAUCUGUUUCCUUCUCAGGCUUCAGACCAAAAUAGGAAGCAUAGACACACAGAUGCCAAAGCGGGAGCUGUACCUGCAGCUUCUGUAGGUUUUUACUGACAGCUCACUGUGAAGUUGAGACUCUAGCUUGGGGUUCUUAGCAUGGCUGUUCACUGCUGCAAUUACCCAGGUAGCUCUAAAGUGCAGCAAACCAGGAGCCCACCCAAAGAGAGCCGAUGCCAUUGAUCUGGGCAUGGUCAUGGCCUUGGGCUUCAGGAAGCUAACCAGGUGAAUCUCACAUGCAGCCACGUUGAGGACCUCUGCCCUAGAGGUAAACAGCUAGACCUGGUCAGAGGUGGGAAAGGAUAAGUUAAGUUGUGCCCUCCCCGAGCUUUGCACUGGCUAACUAACUGCAUCUAAGCAGGAGGCUUUAGAAGCAGCUUGGAGUAGGACAGCCUGUUCUGUCAGGUCCCAGAAUAUAUAUUUAUUAAGUGCCAUUAAAGGAGACCUGAACAAAAUAGGAUGUUCUUGUAGGCAUAAAGGAGAAAAAUUAAAUAUACUUUGAACCAAGGCUAUCUCAUGAAGGAGAAAUAAAAAUGUAUUCAGUACAUGUGGGUUAUAGUUUCUUAGACCAGGGGGUGAGAUUAAAAUCACUGGAGAGUGAGAGAAAGUGUA
This is a messenger RNA of Arvicanthis niloticus (Nile rat), 4229 nucleotides long. RefSeq names its product Rho guanine nucleotide exchange factor 37 (gene Arhgef37). Gene Ontology annotation, molecular function: guanyl-nucleotide exchange factor activity; protein binding. The record is from RefSeq and is a predicted model, not a curated record. Gene Ontology annotation, cellular component: cytoplasm. NCBI's taxonomy places the organism in Eukaryota, Metazoa, Chordata, Mammalia, Rodentia, Muridae.